CGGUGCCGCAUGCGAUUCCGAUUUCACGUUAUGACGUACUUGCCGUCGUUGUGCGCCAUCCUUGCGCUGACCAGUGCUCAAGACACGAUAAUUCAGAACAAGAACGUGAAUAUCAUCGUGAACGUGGACCCAGAGCAAGUGGCCAAGGAAUUGUGGAAGGUGAUCGAGGCUCGCCUCAACAACAGCACCAGCCACCCCACCAACUCGUGGAACGCCAUCAAAGAUCUGGAGAAGGUGGUGGCCUCGCUCGUGUCGCCCAACAGAAGGAGCUCGGCGCAGCCGUCCGCGCAUCAAGUAGCGAACGAGCUCGACCGGAUCACCCGGCGAGCGCUCAGCCGCGGCAUUCCGAACAUCAACCUGAUGGACGAAGAGAUCAUGACCAGGGACAUCGUCGCGGACAUGAUGGUCUCGCUGAAGAUGAUCCAGUCGAGGGCCUACGAGACGGACGCGCCCGUCAGAAGGAUGUACGAGCCAGCCACGUCGGCGGAGAACGACGACAGCGAGGAUUACGUGAACGUCAGGAUCAAGAUACGCAGGCGGGACAUCCUCGAUGCGCUUCAUUACCGCGCGCGCAGUCAGUGCACAAAAGAUUCUCUUCCUCGCACAAUUUUACUCGCCGUAGGACAUGAACACCCGCUGAUCGUCGUUCACUUUAUCGGAUGUGCAAUAUUUCAUUGCGCAGCGAGCGCAAAUUCGCGAGCUGGUUUUAAUUCUGGCGUGACCGAACGCUCCUAUAUAAAUACUCACUUCCGAGCGAUUGAUCCAAGUCGGGAGUGGCCUUUACGAUUGACGAUCAUGUCCUCCACGAUGGUAUCGCGCCGACUGCUCGGUUGUCUGUUUGUGAUCCUGCUGUCGCGCUACGGCGACGCGUACAAGUCCAACUCCAAUGAUUAUUUGGAAGCCAUUCUGAUGACUCUGGAACGCAUCGAGAAUGGAAUGCAAAAGAUGGCCGAGCAGAGCGCGUUGGCCUGCAUGACUCAGUUCUCUCACGAGAAAUUAGCCGCGUUGGCCUCCGAUCGUUCCAAGAUUCCCGACGACGACGAGGCCCAGAGCGCUGGACGAACCUGGAGCCCGCGCAUGCAGUCGAUGAACCUCAUGAACGUCCGCAGAUCCAUGAGCCGUUCCGACGAAGACGACGACUACCAGCCGACGCUGCGAAAGCUGAAACGACACCGAUCGUCGAACCGCAAUCAGAACGUCAACUCGAAUUCUAACAUUAAUACGAACAUCAACUCUAACAGAGCGAAGAUAUUCGACCUCAGCAACGAGACCACAUCGUGAAGUGAGAAUAAAUGAGGCUCGAGAGGAUAUCGCGAGGAUUCAUCGCGUCUAGUUGCGACUCGUGUAAAAUUAUGUGUUUGCGAUAAUAAAAUGAUGUACAAUUAGCGAA
Molecule: messenger RNA, 1390 nt
Organism: Harpegnathos saltator (Jerdon's jumping ant)
Lineage: Eukaryota; Metazoa; Arthropoda; Insecta; Hymenoptera; Formicidae
Exons: 7
Coding region: 10-1281 (423 amino acids)
Source: RefSeq, a predicted model, not a curated record